CGCUUGCCGAGGCAGAGCUGCGAGGGGGCUGUGUGGAUAAAACCAGCUUGCCAUGUCUCUUUUCCUGGGGACAAAACGGCCGGAGAAGCCGCCCAGGACCAGCAGCUCCUUUCUCCGGCUGGCCCCGGUGGAGGCGACCAGCAGCGAGAGCAGGGCUUCGGAUCCCUCCAGGAAAAGGACCCGGCGCCCUCUCGCCCGCCCCCCGACGAGCCGGCCAAGCCAUGCCCCAUAACUCCAUCCGCUCAGGACACGGAGGAUUGAACCAGCUGGGCGGGGCCUUUGUGAAUGGCCGGCCCCUGCCAGAGGUGGUGAGGCAGCGCAUUGUAGACCUGGCACACCAGGGAGUGAGGCCCUGCGACAUCUCUCGACAGCUGCGGGUCAGUCACGGUUGUGUCAGCAAAAUCCUUGGCAGUAGGUACUACGAGACGGGCAGUAUAAGGCCAGGUGUGAUCGGGGGCUCCAAGCCCAAGGUGGCAACCCCCAAGGUGGUGGAGAAGAUUGGGGAUUAUAAGCGGCAGAACCCCACCAUGUUUGCUUGGGAAAUCCGGGACCGGCUGUUGGCAGAGGGCGUCUGUGACAAUGACACUGUUCCCAGUGUCAGCUCCAUCAACAGGAUCAUUCGCACAAAGGUUCAGCAGCCGUUCAACCUCCCGAUGGAGAACUGCAUGGUGCCAAAAACAUUGAGCCCUGGCCAUAACCUCAUCCCCAGCUCAGCUGUGACUCCUCCUGAGUCGCCCCAGUCAGACUCUCUGGGCUCCUCCACCUACUCUAUCAACGGCCUUCUAGGGAUCGGCUCCCCCAGCAGCGACCACAAGAGAAAAAUCCAGGACACAGGUGACCAGGAGAGCUGCCAGCUCAGCACAGACUCUCAAGGCAGCAGCACCCCCCACAAGCACCUGCGCAGCGAGGCGUACGGGCAGCACCUGCUGGAGUGCCCUUUCGAGAGACAGCACUUCCCAGAGGCUUACGCUUCCCCCAGCCAUGCCAAGGGAGAACAGGCAGGUAUCUAUGCCGUGCCCCUGCUCAACACAUCCAUGGACGACGGGAAAUCUAUGCUCACGCCUUCCAACCCAUCGCUGAGUCGUAACCUGGCGGCCCAUCAGACAUACUCUGCUGUGACAGGGCGCGAAGUGGUUGGCUCCACCCUUCCAGGCUACCCUCCCCACAUCCCAACUGGCGGGCAGGGAAGCUAUAGCUCAUCUGCAAUUGCUGGCAUGGUGGCAGCAGGGAGUGAUUAUUCUGGCGGCGCCUACAGUCACGGCCCUUACACCAGCUAUGGAGAGCCCUGGCGAUUCCCCAACUCUGGACUGCUGGGUUCCCCAUAUUACUACAGCUCAUCUUCACGGGGCCCUGUACCUCCCAACACCACCUACGACCACCUGUAGAUGAUCCAGUCCCUCUGGGAGCCAGGCCAGCUCUCCUGGGCCACUCUGUUUAUAGCCCAGCGGCAACGAAGAGGGAUGUGAACUGGUUCAAUCUACAGACUGCCCCAGUGGGCAAUGGAAUCCACACAAGCAGUUGCAGCAAUUGCAAGCAUGCGAGGCCACCCUGUUACCCAUGAAGCUGGGAAGGAUGGAGGAGCAGGUGGCAUUAAUGUGCUUGCGUCCCCGGACUCCAAAAGUGAGGACAGUCUAAACACCUUGAAAUCGAGGAACUCAAACUAAUGAAAUCAAGUGAUGCUUUAUGAAGUCACUUUGCUACUGUUCUCUCUUGCACGAUGGCGGGUGAAGGUGCUUGUGCAAACUGUGGGUCUUUGAAAGGACUGGACACUUGGAGAGGGGCAGAGGGAGUAGUUGGGAGAAGAGCAGGCUUGGGGCUUGAACGCCUCGGCUGCUUCUCUCCUCACCCUAGGGGAUCCUGGCUGCAGUUUAAGUUGCUUGCUUGUGCAGAUCGCACUGUCCCUUAUUUCUGGCUGUUCCUGUUUCGUUCUUGCCAUGUUUGAACAGCAGGAAAAGGAAGGCACAAAUGCAGCCUCACAGAUAAGGACCCCAAGUGCAACGGAGGCGGCUGAUUCAGUUACGGAGGGGGCGAAGACAGAUGGGCUGAGCAUCUUUCGGUCAGGAGGAGUGGGGCACAACAAACAGCUGGUGGGAAAUUUCCCAGUGGAGGAUUCUCAGCUUGCAACUCCAAGUUAAAUCUCACAAUUCCUUUCCUGGUGGGCUCUUUCCCCCUCGUCCUCUUUUACUGGCUUGCUCUAAUACAGGGGCCAGAUCCGGCCAGCAAACUGCUCUUGCCAACAUUUGCAGACCUGAUCUCAUUUCAGCGUUGGCAUGGUACCUGCAAAGUUGCCAAGGCAAGAUGUUGAGGGCCUUGUCCCUUUUGGGGGGUUGAGCUGUUCCUUUACCUAGUGGAAACUGAAGCAGAGCUGCUGGAACGUGGUAGGUGUCGAGUUGCGCUGUGUGUCCACGUCUAUAUGCCUUUGUUUCAUGCUGUAUAGACAGUACUUUACACAAGCUGCAUCCCUGGGAAAUGGGCGUGGGUUUUCGCCCUGCCUCCAUCAGCACAGAACAGUCUCCUCCCCUGCAUCCCUUUGAAUAAAAGCAGUUUGUAUUAAUGACAC
Molecule: messenger RNA, 2560 nt
Organism: Podarcis raffonei (Aeolian wall lizard)
Lineage: Eukaryota; Metazoa; Chordata; Lepidosauria; Squamata; Lacertidae
Gene: PAX8
Product: paired box 8
Exons: 11
Coding region: 222-1385 (387 amino acids)
Biological process (GO): anatomical structure development; regulation of transcription by RNA polymerase II
Molecular function (GO): DNA-binding transcription factor activity, RNA polymerase II-specific; RNA polymerase II cis-regulatory region sequence-specific DNA binding
Source: RefSeq, a predicted model, not a curated record